ACCUCGGCCGCGGGGUCCCGCCCCUGGCCCCUGGCCCGCCCCGCCCGCCUCGCUCGCCUCGCUUUGCUUCUCGCUCCGCCCCUCGCCCGCCCCGCCUCGCUUCCAGCGCGCCGAGCGGAGCCGAACGCCGGGUCCUCCAGGAACCUCGAGCCGGGCCGAGCGGGGCCGGGCAGCACCCGCGGGGUUCUACUGGCGUCCUCCGCUGCCAUGAAGCGGGACCGGCUGGGCCGCUUCCUGUCCCCUGGGGCGGCCCGGCAGCGCGGAGCCUCGGGCGGCGGCGGCGGCCGUGCUCGGGGCCGCCCUUCCCUCAGCGGCGGGUCAAGGGUGGACGGGGCGACGGCGCGGCGCGCCUGGGGCCCGGUUGGGCACUGCGGGGACGCGGGCGAGGACGGCGUGGACGAGGCAGGAGCAGGCCGGGCUCUCGCCAUGGGUCACUGUCGCCUCUGCCACGGGAAGUUUUCCUCGAGAAGCCUGCGCGGCAUCUCUGAGAGGGCGCCUGGAGCGAGCAUGGAGAGGCCGUCGGCAGAGGAGCGCGUGCUCGUCAGGGACUUCCAGCGCCUGCUGGGGGUGGCUGUCCGCCAGGACCCCGCCUUAUCUCAGUUUGUCUGCAAGAGCUGCCACGCCCAGUUCUACCAGUGCCACAGCCUCCUCAGGUCCUUCCUGCAGAGGGUCAACGUCUCCCCGACGGGUCGCCGGAAGCCUUGUGCAAAGGUCGGUGCCCAGCCCCCAACAGGGGCAGAGGAGGGAGCGUGUCUGGUGGAUCUGAUCACAUCAAGCCCCCAGUGCCUGCACGGCUUGGUGGGAUGGGUGCACGGACACGCGGCCAGCUGCAGGGCCCUGCCCCGCCUUCAGAGGACACUGUCCUCUGAGUACUGCGGCGUCAUCCAGGCCGUGUGGGGCUGCGACCAGGGCCACGACUACACCAUGGACACCAGCUCCAGCUGCAAAGCCUUCUUGCUGGACAGUGCGUUGGCGGUCAAGUGGCCAUGGGACAAGGAGACGGUGCCACGGCUGCCCCAGCACCGAGGGUGGAACCCUGGGGACGCCCCUCAGACCUCCCAGGGUAAAGGGACAGGGACCCCAGUUGGGGCUGAGACCAAGAUUCUGCCCAGCACGGAUGAGGCCCAGCCUCCUUCGGACAGCGACGCGGUGGGGCCCAGGUCGGGCUUCCCACCUCAGCCAAGCCUGCCCCUCUCCGGGGCCCCAGGGCAGUUGGGUGAGAAGCAGGUCCCAUCUUCAACCUCGGAUGAUCGGGUAAAAGACGAGUUCAGUGACCUUUCUGAGGGAGACGUCUUGAGUGAAGACGAAAAUGACAAGAAGCAAAACGCCCAGUCUUCGGAUGAGUCCUUUGAGCCUUACCCAGAAAGGAAGGUCUCUGGUAAGAAGAGUGAAAGCAAAGAAGCCAAGAAGUCUGAAGAACCAAGAAUUCGGAAGAAGCCGGGACCCAAGCCCGGAUGGAAGAAGCAGCUUCGUUGUGAGAGGGAGGAGCUUCCCACCAUCUACAAGUGUCCUUACCAGGGCUGCACAGCCGUGUACCGAGGCGCUGACGGCAUGAAGAAGCACAUCAAGGAGCACCACGAGGAGGUCCGGGAGCGGCCCUGCCCCCACCCUGGCUGCAACAAGGUUUUCAUGAUCGACCGCUACCUGCAGCGGCACGUGAAGCUCAUCCACACAGAGGUGCGGAACUACAUCUGUGACGAGUGUGGACAAACCUUCAAGCAGCGGAAGCACCUUCUCGUCCACCAAAUGCGACAUUCAGGAGCGAAGCCUUUGCAGUGUGAGGUCUGUGGGUUCCAGUGCAGGCAGCGGGCGUCCCUCAAGUACCACAUGACCAAACACAAGGCUGAGACUGAGCUGGACUUUGCCUGUGACCAGUGUGGCCGGCGGUUCGAGAAGGCCCACAACCUCAACGUACACAUGUCCAUGGUGCACCCGUUGACACAGACCCAGGACAAGGCCCUGCCCCUGGAGGCAGAGCCACCACCCGGGCCACCGAGCCCCUCUGUGACCACAGAGGACCAGGCGGUGAAGCCAGAACCCACCUGAGGACGGCAGUGGGGAUGAGCACCUCUAGCAGCCUGGACGCUGCAAUGGCCGUGUCAGCCUCACCCUUCGUGCGCACCUGCAUGGGAGGCUGGGGGUGCUGCCCGCCCUUGGUGUACAGCUCAAGUAGCCUCCUCUGCUCUGGGACCAGCGGUUUAUUUUCCUACAAACACUGAGUGACUUGGGGCCAGACAGUUUAUAAACAAUUGAUUCCUUUUCCCCACUAAAGCAAUCGAGGAGAUUUGUAAUCCACUUUUUAGUGCAACAGGAGCUCCGUGUUAUGCUUGUAAUAAAUUAUUUACAAAGGA
Molecule: messenger RNA, 2351 nt
Organism: Chlorocebus sabaeus (green monkey)
Lineage: Eukaryota; Metazoa; Chordata; Mammalia; Primates; Cercopithecidae
Gene: ZNF276
Product: zinc finger protein 276
Cellular component (GO): nucleus
Molecular function (GO): zinc ion binding
Source: RefSeq, a predicted model, not a curated record